Molecule: messenger RNA, 982 nt
Organism: Selaginella moellendorffii
Lineage: Eukaryota; Viridiplantae; Streptophyta; Lycopodiopsida; Selaginellales; Selaginellaceae
Exons: 3
Coding region: 1-876 (291 amino acids)
Source: RefSeq, a predicted model, not a curated record
AUGUCGUGGAAGGGCAUCACCUCCCGGAAGAAUCUCCUCGCUCUCUCCAGAUCCCCAGUCCGGGCAAAUGCCCCCAGGAUGCUGUUCUUGGUCACCAGAUUCACGCUCGGCGCCCUCUCAAACGCCGCGAGCGCCUCAUCGAUCUCUCCAUUCGCUGCGAAAGCCGCGAUGAGGAUGUUCCAGCUAUACUGGUUCUUCUCCUGGAUCGAAUCAAACGCGGCCUUGACGCUUGCUGGGCGAUCGGCACUGCUCGAGAGGGACAGGAUCCCGGCGUGGAGGCGCCGCGCGCGGUCUAGAUCCCCGGCAGCGCCGCAAGCUCUCAGCGAUUCGGCAAAGGAGCUUCUAAAGCUACGCUGGAAGAGGUCGGCAUUUGGGCUUAUCAUUGACAUAAUCACGUCCAAAGAUCUGGGAAGCAUAUCGAUCACUACUUUCAUCCACUUUCUUGCUAGGCUUGAUGCUCAUCAUGCUCUGCAGGAGAACUUGGCACUCCUCAAUGGACUCGAUCCAACUACUUUCGUGCUAGACUCUCGAAGUUUUCGACACCUUGUCAACAUGGGAAAUCUCCACAAGUUUGUGCUCAUCGCCUCGCUGUUGGUGGUGUGCAUCGAAGCAAACAGCACGCUGGAUGUCUUCACGGUGGGGUGCCAAGAUCCCGGAACAAGCUUCACUGCAUCAACAGCCGGUUCUUCGUGCUCCAGCACUUGCUUGGUUGACAUCCCCCUUGGCUAUAGAUUCAGGUUCGAUGGGCAGCUCGGCCUCCUCUUUAGCCUGCCCAACUGCCUUGGCACGACCACGGUCUUGAAUUCCACCCGAGAAGUUUGUGCAGUGGGGAGCUCCAGCCCAAUCAAGUCUUUCAAGUUCGCCUGUGUCAACUAAGUUUGCAGUACUGAUCCGAUAUGUAUCUUCGAAGUCCCUCUAUAAGUACAUCCAUUCUUGUUUCUGGUCGCUUGUUUUUGGAAGAGCGUGCUGAAGUGUCGUAUGG